UAAUUCUCUUAUUUCUGUUUCCCUCACUUUCUCGGCAACCAAACGCAUUCCAAUUUUGUUAAUCCCAGACCGCCAUUUUCACUCACACUUCUGCUUCUUCUUCUUCUUCUUCUUCUUCUUCUUCUCACUCUCUCUCUAUCUCCACUACUUCACUGCGCUUCCGACUCAGAGCUCCGAUCCUUGCUCGAAUUCAAGAAAGGGAUCCACAGCGACCCCAACGGUGCCGUUUCGUCUUGGGACUCGGCUACCGUCGCAUCGUUGAACACCAGUGACUGUCCCUCCGCCUGGCACGGCGUCUUCUGCGAAGGCGGCGACGGCGCAAACUCGGGCAAUGUCACCGCUAUCGUCCUCGAAGGUCUCGCACUCGCCGGCGAGUUGAAGUUUCAUGCUCUCACCGAACUCAAAGCGCUCAGAAACCUCAGCCUCGCCGGAAACAACUUCACCGGCCGAGUUGGAAUCCUAUUUCAAAAUUCACACUUGGUUUCAUAUUUUUUUAAAAUUUUCUCGGCAACCAAACGGUGUACCACUUGGUUUCAUAUUUUAUUCCUCUAUUUUCCUGUAACUGAGCUGUUACUGUAUUUUUGGGCAUUUUAGUAAUUUUGAUAAUUAGGUGGGUUGGUUUUCUAUUAUAAUUGGGUUGGGUUUAGAUAAGAAGCAAUAAGUUAAAAUGAGUUUUAAUGGGUAAAUAAGUUUUAUAUGCCCAAUCCAAUUAUACUUAACUAAACCCACCCAUUUUACACACCUAGCCCAACAAUGAAAGAUAAGCCGUCUACCCAAUUCAUAUACUGAUACGAACUCUUCUCGGCUCGGUUUGGUCUUAACUGGUCUUAACAAGUGAGAGCUCACAGUGACAGAGGCAUUUCAUUGAGAUCCUAAGCUGAGAAACAGGAUCCUUUGUGGUUGUGGCAUUGCAUUAUAGACAGGGAUAACAAUUCCACUUUUGUGGGAGAUUGCUGAAACAAUGCAAAAUCUGCACCGUGUUUUAUCCCGAUUGUCAUCCACUUCACUAGGCUCAAGCACUACAACAGCCAGAGUUUUGACAGACAAAACAAAAACCAAGUUGAGAAAUGAUGCAAUCAACUUGAGAGCCUUUUCAGCAAAAUCUGGUGAAAAUGAUGGGAAAGAUGAGUGGGAUAAGAGUGUGGCAGGAUCAUUUGGUAAUACGACGUCAACUGAUUUGGGGUGGGAUUCUGUGUCCUCUUGGUCAACUGGGUUGACCAAGGAGCAUUUUGAUGGUGAGGCACCCCCACCUAGUGGAGGAGACACGUCACAUUCUUUGGUAAUCUCUGGAUUGCAAGAAAUUGAUGAUAGGCUGAAAGAAUUGGAGGCGGAGAAUCGAAAGAGUAAGGCAUUUGUGGAUGGGUGGGGUGAGAGGAUGCGGGAGAUGAGUGUGCUGUUGAAGCAAGUAAGAGAGCCUGGUGCUAGAGGGUCUUAUCUGAAGGACUCGGAGAAGGCCGAGAUGUAUCGCUUGCACAAACAGAACCCCGAGGUGUACACAGUCGAGAGGCUAGCCAAGGAUUAUAGGAUUAUGAGGCAGAGAGUGCAUGCCAUUCUUUGGUUGAAGGAGCUUGAGGAGGAAGAGGAGAAAAAGCUUGGGCAUCCUUUGGAUGAUUCUGUUGAGCUCUUGCUUGAUACUUGUCCUGAAUUUUUUAAUUCUCAUGACAGGGAAUUCCAUGUGGCUUCCCUUCCUUACAAACCUGACUUCAAAGUCAUGCCAGAGGGUUGGGAUGGUACCACCAGAGAUCUCGAUGAAGUCCACUAUGAGAUAUCCCAGAAAGAAGAUGAAAUGCUUUAUCAAGAAUUUCUCCAGAAGAUGAACUUCAACAAAAAGAAAUUGGCAGGGGAGGUGAAAUGCCACAAGUAUAGCCGACGCCGUCCUUCAGAGGGGUGGAAUUUCACGGUAGAGAAAAUGGGACCACGAGGGAAACGUGGAGGUGGUGGUGGCUGGAAAUUUGUCAGCUUGCCUGAUGGUUCCAGUCGACCUCUGAAUGAAAUGGAGAAAAUGUAUGUGAAGCGAGAGACCCCCCGCCGCCGACGGAAGAUAUUGCCGUGAUGACCAUGUCUAUGUUUUUGAAUCAAUCUCAAAAUCAAGGAUUUUUGUAGCUUUUGUGUUUUCGACUGAGGUCUUGUUAUCAUCAUUUUAUUUGCCUCAAUUUUUAUUUAAUAUUUUUCUUCUGUUGCAUUAGUAUUAAGACUUUUUAGGAAGCAACUUUGUUUUGAACAAAGGUGCCCUGUGAGCAAUACUUCCUCCUUGCCUCUUAUUGAGUCUAAGCUUGAGGAAACUUUAGGUGAAAAUUAAUGCAGCUUCAAGCAAUUAGAGAUUUUAAAAGCCUGGGUUUCUCUUAAUGCUGCUGCAGUCUUCUCAAAGCUCGGACUAACCUAGUGGAGUGUUUGGAAACAGAUUUUGCUGCAAUCCUGAGCAGCAGAGUUGUCUGCUCUAUCAAUAGUGAAGCAAUUAUCACUUGGAUGUUUAAACAGGACUGAAGUCCAUCGGAAUAGAAGUCCCAUGCCACAAGUACAGCUAAUGGAGUGGCUUAUGAACUUUCUUCUGUAUGAUUUAGAUCCUUGCCAUUUCCAAAAUAAUUUCCAUUCUUGGCAUUAGACAUAUUCUUUCUUCGUCAGUUUUGUUAAAGUGUUUUUAACUUUAUAUCAAGUUUUGGCUUACUAAUAAUUUUAGUGCAAUCUUGGAGAAUGAAUAGACAUGGAUCAACUUCUUGUU
Molecule: messenger RNA, 2719 nt
Organism: Quercus robur (English oak)
Lineage: Eukaryota; Viridiplantae; Streptophyta; Magnoliopsida; Fagales; Fagaceae
Product: protein GAMETE CELL DEFECTIVE 1, mitochondrial
Exons: 4
Coding region: 962-2053 (363 amino acids)
Source: RefSeq, a predicted model, not a curated record